Molecule: messenger RNA, 961 nt
Organism: Dreissena polymorpha
Lineage: Eukaryota; Metazoa; Mollusca; Bivalvia; Myida; Dreissenidae
Exons: 4
Coding region: 1-681 (226 amino acids)
Source: RefSeq, a predicted model, not a curated record
AUGGGCUACCCAGGCGUAGAUUGUCCAGGACAUCUAAAAAGGUCAGAGGGUUCACCAAUCGUGCCUCACUCAGCAAGGAAAGUUUUGAAGCUUGAAGGGACUCCAGGAAGCAGCCAGUAUUUAAGCAGUAGGGUUGGUUCAAACAGAAAAGAUGCAUCUGGAAAUAAAAUAAAACGACUGGAGGAAGAUGUUUGUGGCCUUCGAAGAAAAUUAGGGAAACUCAAGGAUAGGGUCUCAGAGUUGGAUAAGGAUAAAGCAUCUAACUCUAAGACAGAACAAGUGGUGGGAAAAGCGGACAGGACGGGGCAGUUGGCAAAGAAGAAAGAGGGACAGGGAAGUGUGUCAAAAAAGGAGGCUGAUUCGAUACUUGAAACUAAGCCGUGCCAGGCAAUCUGUGAACAAGAUGUUGAAGCCAUUGUAGGCAAGGCUAUUGGGGAUCAGAACAAAUUCAAAAAUUUAUGUUUAUACAAGUUCACUCAGGAAGAAUUGGUGUCUUGCACCCGAACAGGGAAGCAAACUAUCAAAUGUAUGGACAAUGUGAAACCCCAGUUAGAUCACACUAAAUUUAAGGAACUGGAAACAUUAGUAUUAAAAUACACUUCAUAUGAUAAACAAAGUUUCAAAAAAAAAAAUGAAAACUUACAGAAAGUUCUUAGAAGAGAGAAAAAUGGAGCAGUCUGACUUGACCUAUAAGCCUUUUGAAUAAAGCAACAUAUAAAAAAUCAUUGGAUUUGGUGUGUCAUUCUGUCCAUCUGUCAUAAUUUUUAACUUGGAUCGUAAUAUAAUAGCCUGCUUGCUGUCUUUAACUUACUGUAAUACAUUUGCUCUUCAAUGAAAAUGCUAACCGACAAAAUUCAUAUGUAUAUGAAUUCUACCUGCCACAUCCAUUUUGGGUCAAAGGUGAUUUAAGAUUUGCACUAAAAAAGCAGUGUUUUUUAUAUGGGAUAUAGUUAAAAAAAAA